Molecule: messenger RNA, 3377 nt
Organism: Phyllostomus hastatus (greater spear-nosed bat)
Lineage: Eukaryota; Metazoa; Chordata; Mammalia; Chiroptera; Phyllostomidae
Gene: HMGCS1
Product: 3-hydroxy-3-methylglutaryl-CoA synthase 1
Exons: 11
Coding region: 196-1758 (520 amino acids)
Biological process (GO): acetyl-CoA metabolic process
Cellular component (GO): cytosol
Molecular function (GO): hydroxymethylglutaryl-CoA synthase activity
Source: RefSeq, a predicted model, not a curated record
CCCGCCUCCCGGCGGUGCCGGAGUCGGGAGGCUGGACGGCUAUAAAGCGGGUGGCGAGGGCCGGCACCGCACCCUGCGCCUUCGUGGCUCUCUUCUCCUUCUGUGCCGCCACCCGGACACCUUCGGUGCCUGAAGGAGGACACACUGACAGACCUGGAGACUGAAGUUCAUUGUCCCUCACACAGCUCUUUCACCAUGCCUGGGUCACUUCCUCUGAAUGCAGAAGCCUGCUGGCCAAAAGAUGUGGGGAUCGUUGCCCUGGAGAUCUAUUUUCCUUCUCAAUAUGUUGAUCAAGCAGAGUUGGAAAAAUACGAUGGUGUAGCUGCUGGGAAGUAUACCAUUGGCUUGGGCCAGGCCAAGAUGGGCUUCUGCACAGACAGAGAAGACAUCAACUCUCUCUGCAUGACUGUGGUUCAGAAUCUGAUGGAGAGAAAUAACCUUUCCUAUGACUGCAUUGGGCGGCUAGAAGUGGGGACAGAGACGAUCAUCGACAAGUCCAAGUCCGUGAAGACGAACCUGAUGCAGCUCUUCGAGGAGUCUGGGAACACGGACAUAGAAGGGAUAGACACCACGAACGCCUGCUACGGCGGCACGGCCGCCAUCUUCAACGCCGUGAACUGGAUCGAGUCCAGCUCCUGGGAUGGACGGUACGCCCUGGUGGUCGCAGGGGACAUUGCUGUGUACGCCACAGGGAACGCCAGGCCCACAGGCGGGGUCGGGGCCGUUGCCCUGCUCAUCGGGCCCAACGCGCCUUUGAUUUUUGAGCGAGGACUCCGUGGGACACACAUGCAACACGCCUAUGACUUUUACAAGCCAGACAUGCUCUCGGAAUACCCCGUGGUAGACGGGAAGCUCUCCAUCCAGUGCUAUCUCAGUGCCCUGGACCGCUGCUACUCCGUCUACCGCAAAAAGAUCCGUGCCCAGUGGCAGAAAGAGGGAAUUGAUAAAGCUUUCACCUUGAAUGAUUUCGGCUUCAUGAUCUUCCACUCCCCCUACUGUAAGCUGGUUCAGAAGUCUCUGGCUCGAAUGAUGCUGAACGACUUCCUGAGUGACCAGAACCGGGACAAAAACAGUAUCUAUAGUGGCCUGGAGGCCUUUGGGGACGUUAAAUUAGAAGAUACCUACUUUGAUAGAGAAGUGGAGAAGGCGUUCAUGAAGGCCAGUUCCGAACUCUUUCACCAGAAAACAAAGGCAUCUUUGCUCGUAUCGAAUCAGAACGGAAAUAUGUACACGCCAUCCGUGUACGGCUCCCUCGCCUCUGUUCUGGCACAGUACUCGCCCCAGCAGCUGGCGGGGGAGAGGAUCGGCGUGUUCUCCUACGGUUCCGGCCUGGCGGCCACCCUGUACUCCCUGAGAGUCACGCAAGAUGCCACACCAGGGUCUGCUCUUGAUAAAAUAACAGCAAGUUUGUGUGACCUUAAAUCAAGGCUUGACUCAAGAACUUGUGUGACACCAGCGGCCUUUGCCGAAAGCAUGAAGCUCCGAGAGGACACUCAUCACCUGGCCAACUAUAUUCCCCAGAGUUCAAUAGACUCACUCUUUGAAGGAACGUGGUACCUGGUCAGGGUGGAUGAGAAGCACAGGAGAACGUAUGCCCGGCGCCCCUGUCCCAGCGCCGACACGUCGGACGAAGGGGUGGGGCUUGUGCGCUCCAGCACGGCGGCUGAGCACAUUCCAAGUCCUGCGAAGAAAGUGCCGAGACUCCCGGGAACGGCGGCGGACCCCGACGCGGCAGUCAUCAGCAACGGGGAGCACUGAGGACUCCUGUGCGGGGGGGCGCCAGUGGGCUCGGGGGUGGGGGGGUGUGUGGGAACGGUUGGGAACGGGGUGUCUGGGGCGAUAUUAAAUGAAUACAUGUUGCUUAACAUUUUGUGUGACUGACACGGAGCCCGGGAAGCCGCCGCGCUCUCGGGGAGGUCUCUGCUCCGUGUGCUGUGCGCUCCCUGGUGGGGUCUGGCCGCCGCUCCGUUCCGCCACCGCCGGCGCCACCGCGAAGGGCUCUGUGCAAGUCCCCACCCCCCCGGCCGCUCGUGUGCAUGAGGCUUUGUUUCAAAUGCGGUUCGAUGAGUCGUGUGCUUCUGGCAGAAGAGAGGUACUCGUCUUCUUCAAUUUUAAUGUGUCUGAACGUGGAGGAAUUUUAUACUUUGAACAAACAAGAUUACUGAAAGUACCUGUGAUUUUUGAAGGAAGUUUCUAGUUUAGGAAUGUGCUUUUACGUGUGCUAUACACAAACCCUGUUGGAAAGCAGAUGUCCCUUUUCUGGACUUUGUACAACGUCCCGGAGAGAGAAGAGUUGGGCCGGUGACUCUGGCUCCGGAAGCGGGAAUGCGGCUUCAUACCCAGGCCCCAGGGACCGCUGGGCAGACGCCUGCCGCAGACGGCACGGCGCGCCGGGGGCCGUCCGUGAGCGCGGCUCUGGGUCCCUCCGGAGUCGCCGCGUGCGGGGUGAGGCCGGGCAGCACUGAGCUGUUCUGGAGCUGGGGCCCAAGGACGGUUGCUGCUGCCGUCCUUUGUACCUUAUUUUGAAGAAGAAAUAAACCAUUUUUCUGGCUGCCUUUUGCAAUUUUUAAAAAGGGAGGAUGGGGCAAGGCAUCAUUAGGUUACUUCUGAUGCUUGUGUUACAAACUCAACUGAAAAAACUGACGACCUAAAUUCAAGGUGUAUUUUUUUCCUUUUAGAAAAAUUCUGUUUAAUGAAAAUGCAAAGGUAAAACCCAUAUUUUUACAUACUUUGAUCAGCCAAAACGAGUAUUCUACUUCUAGACCUGGAAGUAGGAUCUAUAAAGGGUUUUCUCAAGACUUUCACCUUAAAAACACUAUCACAUAGUAUGAAUGAGACUGGUUAGACAGUUUGUAGAUAUUUUUGGUGCUGACCUAGGACAUGAGCCUUAUAGAUUGUAAAAUAGAGAUCGUUGGAACUAAUGUACAGAAUUAAAUUUCUAAAACUUCAUUUGCUGUUAAAUUCUGUGAAGUCUCGGUUAUCUCAAACUUACACAAAUAUGAAAUGUAAUGUUUCAAAUCUCAAGGUAAUAAUGUAAUGUAGUGUUUGUAAAAUACUCUUGUUUAAUAUUAACUAGUGGUAUUUUGAUUUGUACAGUCAUAAUUUGUUAAGAUGAUUUCAUUUUAACAUCCACUGGUACAGAUUAAUAAUGGAAAUUCAGAUUUAAAGAUUGAUGGGGAAAUGGUGCAUGCAAUACUUUUGCAAGUAUUGGGAGUUUGUAUGUUUUGAAAAGCAAUUUAACCUUUGGGUGUCAGAAAUGGAUUUUCUCAAAGUCUAUGGCCAACAAUGGGCAGUCCUAGUAACACUGGCACUGAGAAUUAACUGGACACCUUAUUAACAGUGAGGUGAAUAACUCUGAAUAAAGUUUUAAAGAACCA